Molecule: messenger RNA, 2748 nt
Organism: Aspergillus calidoustus
Lineage: Eukaryota; Fungi; Ascomycota; Eurotiomycetes; Eurotiales; Aspergillaceae
Source: the annotation of a GenBank genome assembly
AAAGUUUCGUCCUCCAUCUCCGCCACGACAACUCGUUCGCUGUGAUGGCGCUCAGCUUCCUGGCCGCGACAGCGACAUUGCUGGUCGCAUUUUAUAUUUAUAAGUUCUUCUCCUUCCUGCGCUUCUACCGCCAUGCACGACAAUCGGGCUUUCCAGUCUUUGUCUCGCCCGUCUUCUCCAAAAGUAUCCCGUGGAUGAUCCUGGGCCCGGCCCUGCAGCCUGUAUACAAGAAAUACCUGCCACACUGGAUCUUCGACCGACUCGACGUUUGCGCCCAUGGAUGGGAGUUUCGCAACAAGCGCGCAUAUCACGACCGCCUCGGCGACGUGUUUAUUCUCGUCACGCCCGACGAGUGUUCGGUCUGGUGAGCGAAUCGAGGCUGUUGAGCGGAUCAGUUCUGAUGAGACCAGGAUUGCGGACCCCACUCUCGCGCUCAGCAUGCUUCAGAGACGAAAUGAUUUCCCUCAAGCGCCCAUUGUCGCCAAGAUCAUGGGGUUCCUUGGUUCGAAUGUGUUUUGUGCAAACGGUGAUGAAUGGAAACGACAUCGCCGAAUGUUCGCAUCCAAUCUGGACGAGCGGAUUAGCAGGACCGUGUGGACGGAGAGCAAAGUGCAGGCCCAGGAUAUGUUCAAGUACAUCGUCAACCACCCUGGGAAUCAAACGCUGGACGGGCUGAAGAGCGUGGCAAUCAACGUGAUCGGUCAAGCUGGUUUCAGCCAGAAAGAGCACUGGACACCGGGGUUGCGGGCUCGCCUGGGGGCAGCGACGACUGGCAAGGCCGCCUAUUUUGAGACGCUCUCGCUGAUUACCCAGAUGUUCCUCGAGGCGGCGUUGCUUCCAACCAAGUUUAUGAAGUUGCCCAUCAUGUCGCGUGGGUUGCAGCUGCUGGGAUAUCACAUGGAGCGAACCCCAGAGUACGUGCAGGAAGUGCUCAACGAGGAACGCAAUGCUACAGAGAAGGCGGGCGGUUCUCGCAGCAAUUUUCUCAGCCUGCUGCUGCAGCUCUCCGACGAGGAUCGACGAUCCGGACAGAGCCAGUUUUCGCUAUCAGACGACGAAAUCAGCGGCAGUUUGUUCAUCUUCACCACGGCAGGGUACGAGACAACCGCAAACACCAUGGGCUAUUCGGUCAGCUUCCUCGCCGCAUACCCACAGUGGCAGGAGUGGAUUCGCGAAGAGCUGCAGGGUCUUUCCGAGGAUCCAGCGACGUGGAAGUACGAAGAGGUCUUUCCAAAAUGCCGACGGACCCUUGCGUUGAUGCUCGAAACCCUCCGCCUCUUCCCUCCAGUCCUCCACACAACACGCGCAGUCCUCGAACCUCAAGAACUCAUCGAUGCGACCGGCAAGACCCACUUGUUGAUGCCGCCAAUGGACAUCUAUGCAUGCCAGCUCAGCCUGCACCUGGACCGCAGGAUCUGGGGCGACGACGCAGAUGAGUUCCGACCCAGCCGUUGGAUUGACGAGGCCGGCCAGCUCGUCACCCCAGAAAAGGGCACGUACCUCCCCUGGUCUGGCGGGCCGAGAAUCUGCCCCGGGAUGAAGAUGUCGCAGGUGGAGUUUGUGGCAACAAUGGCGACUCUCUUUCGGAAUGGAAAGUGCGAGCCCCUACCGAUAGACGGGGUGGACUCGCCGGAGCUGUUGCGAGAGAGGCUGCUCGGGCUGACUCGCGAUUCUGUGAGCAAACUGGCGCUGUCGAUGAGGAAUCCUGAUGGGGUGCAACUGCGGUGGACGGCUGUCUAGUCUACAGUGUUGGUCAGUUUCGUGCGCCUGUUGAAGGCAACGCCCAAUGACUGUGUAAGCUGUAUAAAUAGUGGCAAUUGAUCAAUCAAUGGCGACUGGCAACGCCGACUCUGCCUAGCUAGCCGCGAGACCGGUCGUUGUGGCUUACCUGAUAAGUCAACCCUCAAUUACUUGACAAUCCCACUCUCCGGCAUUUCCUUGUCACAGAGUCUGAUCGACAGUGAUUGCAGUAGCCACUGUGCGGAGCGACGCAAAGAGGCCGACGCAGGAGAGCAAGUGAUGGAAAGCGAGUUGUUGGUCUCUGCGCGGCUGAGCGUAGACAACGUGGAUCCUGUAGAGAAACUCAAUUGAUGCCGAGCGAUAUCUUGGUCAAACUUUCACCGUAUCAAUGUGGAUUACUAUAAAGAGAUGCUCGUUGUUUAUGAGGACGAUCGAAAGGACGCAACGUUUCCACGGAGGUAAUGAGAAUCGACCUCCGGCCAUCCGUGGCGCCUUCCCCAACAGGCCGAGCAGAUGUCCACAGCGCUGAGGCGGCAAGCACCCGGGACUGCAGGUGAUGGGUACGAGGCGCCAUUGAGAUGGCUGUUUGAGCAGUCGCAUUAGAUGCUCAAGGAAAUCCUCAGUGCCCAUUGUCGCAGGAGUAGUGAGUCAGCCACCAUUCCCCUUCAAAACAAAGGAUUGCGGACGGCAUGUGUGGCGGCCUUUCAUUGUUAUUAGCACAAGCUCAAUCAAAAUGGCUUCUUUCAAAUGGCCAUUGAUGCCGUUGUUCAUUGUUGCCAUCGCAAGAUAUAAACCACCCUCUUCAUCCUGUACCGUAUCCAACACAAGUCCUCCAUCCUCUCCACACAGCAUCAGAUCCUCUCGCCUGAUCACCAUCCAACGAAUAUCCAAGUCCCAGCACAGCCCACAUCAUCAAGCCCAUUAAUCUUAAUCAUGGUCUCCCCCGAACGCGAAAUCAUCAACGCCCUGAAACUCGACAACCCCUCGGCUCUCUCCAAAGUCCUCCCC